GUGCUGGCGUCAUCGCCCACUCCCCGUUCCCAUUCCACUGGCUUUCUCUUAGUUCCAUGCCACUUUUCAUGCCUUAAGAUGCGAUACUUGAAGAAUACUCGUGUAAGCCUAGGUACCUCUCGGCAUGGUAGGUCCUAGUGAAGCAUAUUGCUUAGUCAGUCCCGGCCGUUCAAACUACCUAUCGCAAGAAGGUAGGUGGUUGGAAUGUCCCGGAUGAGCUGAGCUGAACUUUGAACGACAUCCCUUGCCACAUUCUGAGUCCUCCCAAGUCAGUCUCCGAGCAACCCAGGAUCAAAAUACUCAAGCGUAUAAGCACCUGCCUACCUGAGUAGAUUGGUAUAUAGAACUUGGGUAAGCCCUGGAUCACUACAUACCUCUCCCUUCUCAUCCUCAUCUCUCAAGAUCCCGGGCUCACUCUUUCUUUCCGAGUUGUAGCCAUGGCUUCUACGUGCGCUACCAUGACCCCGACCGGUCAAGUACGUCAGCAUUCGGGGGGCUAUCUCCCAAUCGAGAACUAUGGGUUGAUAGGGAAUAUGCGGACCUGUGCCCUAGUGGGUAUGGAUGGGAGCAUCGACUUCAUGUGCUGGCCCGACUUUGACUCUCCGUCUGUCUUCUGCCGGCUUCUGGAUAAGGACAAGGGAGGAUACUUCAGCAUCCAUCCCGACUCCAGCCUCUCAUGCACGACCAAGCAGCAAUACAUGCCCUCGUCCAAUAUUCUACAAACUCGCUAUAUCAACGAAGUCGGUGUCGUUGACAUUGUGGACUUCUUCCCAAGGCCAAAGAACGCCAGCGUCAUAGCCAAGGGUCCCAGGCAGAACCCUUAUCGGGAAAUCAUGACUGUCCAAGAGGAGCUUAAGAGAUGGCUCGUCCGACGAGUAGAGUGCAUCCGCGGAACGCUUUCCUUGGAUGUUGAGAUCUUUCCUGCGUUUGAUUAUGCCCUGGAACCCCACACCACUACCAUCGUUCAGCCUGUCCACGAGCCAGGAGGUGAGCGGAGCAAGACGGUGACUUUCCACAGCAAGAAUGUCAAGCUGCAGCUGGACGUCUCAAUUGAUCGGGGCGAAGAAGAUGCUGAGACUUGCCCGACUGUUGUGUUCAAAAAGGUCCAACGGCCCGGUAUGCUGGGAGAGGGUGUCGUAGCCAGCAUCGUGGUCCAGGAGGGGCAGGCCAUCUCCUUCAUCCUCCGCGACGACAUCCAAAACCACGUCACUGAACACAUUACAAGCUCCAUCCUCGAUUCUCAACAACACGACACCCAGGCUUUCUGGUACAACUGGAUCUCGAAGAGCAAAUACAAAGGCCGGUGGCGAGAAGUCGUCGCGCGCAGUCUCUUGAUCUUAAAGCUAAUGACCUAUGAACCCACGGGUGCCAUCAUUGCCGCCCCGACGUUUUCUAUUCCCGAGGAUAUUGGUGGUACUCGUAACUGGGACUAUCGCUACUGCUGGGUGCGAGAUUCGAGUUUCACCAUCUACAUCCUGCUUCGUCUGGGGUUCACUGCUGAGGCAGACGCCUACAUGGGCUUCAUCAGCGAACGGUUUAUGAAGUCGUCGUUUCCAGACGAGGGACUGCCCAUCAUGUUCACGAUCAGGGGCGAGACCGAUAUUCCCGAGAGGGAGCUAUCCCACCUGGAUGGCUAUAGGGGUAGCAAACCAGUCCGGAUCGGAAACGGGGCUGCUUUCCACAAGCAGUUUGACAUAUACGGUGAGCUGAUGGAUGGCAUAUAUCUGUAUAACAAGUACGGCAAGCCCAUCAACUGGGAGCAGUGGUGCUCGGUCCGCCACAUGCUCGACUACGUUCUCACCAUAAUGGACCAGCCGGACAUGUCCAUCUGGGAGGUGCGCAACAACAAACAGCACUUCACCUACUCCAAGAUCAUGCUGUGGGUGGCAUUCGACCGGGGCCUGCGCCUCUCCGAAAAGAGGAACUUCCCGUGUCAAAACCGCGCCAAGUGGCUCGAGGCCAGAGACUCGCUGUAUGAAGAGAUCAUGGAGAAGGGCUUCAACAAGGAGAUGAAUUGUUUCAUCCAAAGCUACGAGAACAACACAAUGCUCGACUCUUCCAUCCUCAUUGCCCCUCUGGUCUUCUUCAUUGCCCCCAACGACCCUCGCUUCCUCAGCACCAUGGAUCGAAUCCUGUUGCCACCCGAGAAGGGGGGGUUGACGAGCACCGGCCUCGUGUAUCGCUAUAACACAGAGGUCUCUGAAGAUGGCGUUGGAGGCCGCGAGGGAGCUUUCAGCAUGUGCGUUUUCUGGCUGGUGGAAGCCAUGACUCGGGCGAGCGUGUACGAGCCCAAGUAUCUGCCAAGGGCGAUCAAUCUCUUCCAGAAUAUCCUGAGCUUCUCCAACCACCUGAUGAUGUUCUCGGAGGAGAUCGCGCGCAGUGGCGAGCAGCUCGGAAACACUCCGCAGGCCUUCAGUCACUUGGCCCUCAUCAGUGCCGCCUUCAACUUGGAUCGUGUGUCAGAGUUUCAGAAGUAGGUAGAUGUCGGGUUGUUAAGGGCGGAGAGAUAUCGAAUACUUUUCUGAAAGUUUUAUGUUCUUGUAUUGCCACCGAGUAGGUACCCCUAAACUUAAAUGGUAGCUCUACUGUGCAAGUUGAAGAGAGAGAACGGGCGCCACCCAAGGAUCCGCACGCUUCGCCGAGGAGAGCCACCAGUGUCUCCGACUAAACUUACCUCCGCUUGUGGGAUAUUAAUAUGAGGGAAG
Molecule: messenger RNA, 2705 nt
Organism: Phialemonium atrogriseum
Lineage: Eukaryota; Fungi; Ascomycota; Sordariomycetes; Cephalothecales; Cephalothecaceae
Product: trehalase
Exons: 5
Coding region: 438-2477 (679 amino acids)
Biological process (GO): carbohydrate metabolic process
Molecular function (GO): hydrolase activity, hydrolyzing O-glycosyl compounds
Source: RefSeq, a predicted model, not a curated record